GGAUUUCCUUGUUCUUUCUUACAGCUAUACUUCACUUUGUCGGAAGAAGAAGAAAGAAGUUGUCCCCCAUUGGCAUGAUAUAAACCCUGCAAUUUAGCUUUAUAUAUUACUAAAAUUCUUUAAAUAAUUUAUAAAUUACGUUAAGUUUCUUAGGGUAGGGUAGGGUAGGGUAGAAGAAUUGAAGAGGCAGAAAGGAGCAGCGGAGAGUUAGUGGAAGAUGGAUAUAGCUCAGAGAAUUCCAACAAUUGAUCUUUCAGAUUUUCCAGGACAGUACGAGAAACUAAGGAAAGCGGGUGAAGAAUGGGGUUGUUUCAGGAUCUUAAACCACAAGAUCCCGUUAGAACUGAUGCAGGAAAUGAAGAUGGUGGUAAGAUCGUUGCUUGACCUCCCCAUGGAAAUCAAAAAGCGCAAUGAAGAUGUCAUUGCUAGCAGUGGUUACAUGGCUCCCAGUCAGAAAAACCCCCUUUAUGAAGCCUUGGGUCUCUAUGACAUGGCCUCCUCCCAAGCUGUACAUAACUUUUGUUCUCAGUUGGAUGCCACACCUUCCCAAAGAGACACAAUAGACAAGUAUGCUCAAGCAAUACAUGAGCUGAUCAUGGAAAUAGGGGCAAAACUAGCUGAGAGUAUGGGAUUGGUCGGUGAUUACUGCAAGGAAUGGCCAUGUCAAUUUAGGAUAAACAAGUACAAUUUCACCCCAGAAGCUGUAGGCAGCACAGGGGUACAAAUACACACCGAUUCUGGAUUCCUAACAAUAUUACAAGACGAUGAGAAUGUUGGUGGUCUUGAAGUGAUGGACAAAUCUGGUGAAUUUGUGGCAGUUGAUCCCUUGCCAGGCAGCCUCCUCGUCAAUCUCGGAGAUACUGCCGCAGCAUGGAGCAAUGGAAGGUUAUGCAACGUGACACAUCGAGUACAAUGCAAAGAGGCAACAACUAGGGUGUCAAUCGCCACAUUCCUGUUGGGACCAACAAGGGCAGCUGUGGAACCCCCACCAGAACUGGUUGACUCCGAGCACCCACGUCUCUAUGUACCUUUUACUUACGAGGAGUACAGAAAGCUUCGACUCACCACAAACUUACAAGCCGGUGAGGCUCUCGCACUUGUACGUACCUGCUCCUGACCUAAAUGUAUUACCAUAUCGCAAUCUAAUGAAGCCCUCCAACUGUGAGGAGUCGCUGCUGCACUCUCUUUACCUCCUCUUGUUUGCUGAACAAAAGCAUGAGUAGCGAUCCCCUAGAAAGUGAAAUUGUACGUGUGAUUUGGUCCAUCCUGGCCUCUUCCUUUCCUUUUCCCUCGUUUAAGUUGGCUGUCAAAAGGUAAUCCAUAUGUAUUACAAAGCAACAUUUGUUGUUUGUUACAAGGAUAUGGCUGCGGCCAACCUCUGCAUUUGCAUUUUGUGGAGAACUGGGCCAUUGUUUU
Theobroma cacao (cacao) is the source of this 1416-nucleotide messenger RNA. Its product is annotated as 2-oxoglutarate-dependent dioxygenase DAO-like. Lineage: Eukaryota; Viridiplantae; Streptophyta; Magnoliopsida; Malvales; Malvaceae. The record is from RefSeq and is a predicted model, not a curated record.